Messenger RNA from Culicoides brevitarsis, 4423 nucleotides. Its product is annotated as myb-like protein AA. Bases 704 to 3247 code for a protein of 847 amino acids. The transcript is spliced from 4 exons. The record is from RefSeq and is a predicted model, not a curated record. Gene Ontology annotation, molecular function: zinc ion binding; nucleic acid binding. NCBI's taxonomy places the organism in Eukaryota, Metazoa, Arthropoda, Insecta, Diptera, Ceratopogonidae.
UCGUUAGGCAUAAUCUACGUGAAUUUUCAUUUUCAUAAUUAUCGCACACAAAAUGCGUUUUAGAUAAGCUAAUUGCCCGUAUUGCGUGCAGACCAAGUGCAUCACGGCGCCGAAUUGUGUGCAACGUAAUCGUAUCACUGAGAAAAACGGUGCAAAUUGUGAAAAAUCCCCCGAAAAAACGUCGAAGAAAAGAGUAGCGAGGCAUUUUUUUUUUUUGUGGCCCAUACGUACGCGCGUUAUACUCGUACAGCAACAGACAACGUUGCCAGAUGAAUUGAAAGCCAUUGAAACACACACGAAAAGAGCAUAUUAAAAAAAUAAAAAAAAAAAGAAUUAAGAAUCGCGGACUGCGAAGUAGCUUUGUGUGUGAAAUAAAUAAAUAAAGUGUAGUAAAAGUGUAUUAAAUGCAUGUAUGUGUUCGAGUAGACAACAACGACGACGACGACACAACGAGCUAGCUACGUUGUAGUACCAAUACAUGUCAGUGAAAUUGAAUGUGUUUAAUUCACGACCAUUAUUGUAAAGAAGAAAAAGCACACACAGAAAAAAAAAUAAUAAAAUCGCAGAGAAAAAGAAAAUAAUCGCGGAAAUUCGCAGGUAAAUCUGGGCAAAAUCCGCGGAAAAGAGUGCACAAAGUCUGUGGAACCCCAUUGAAACUGCACUAAAUGAACAUUGUCGUCGCAUUAUCGCGUUUUUCUGAUAAAUGUGUUCAUCAAAACACAAAUUCGCUGAAAUGGUGUGCAAGGAAGACAUAAUUGCGUGGUUUCGAGAGCUGGAAAGUUACAAACGGAUCGACACAAUGUGCACCCUGCUAAAUAUGUGCCUUCCAUUCGAGUUGCGGUUCCUCGGCACGGUGCUGGAGGAGUUGGGGCGUCGCGAUGCCCAGGAAUUACGUGGCGUCGAGUUGCGUGUGAAUAAUCAGCAGGAAUUCGCGAACGACAUCCAGAUUUGUCACAAUGGCGAUCCGAACGACAUGCGAGUGCGUCGCAAAAUGGCACUUUAUCUCGCGCUGCUGCGAGCCACCUUCAAUCGGACGUGCAUCAAUGAGCUCUUUACGACGCUCGAGCAAUGGGGCGAGGGCGAAUUUACGAAUUUUGCCGACGGAGAUCCGUUGCAGGAACUCCUGCUGGUCUACACGAUGGCCACGAAUCAUCCGAUUUUCACGUUUGAGCAGCGCGACAAAUGCGGCAACGUUCUGCAAAAGAUCAAACAAUCCAAGAAUCUGGAUGUCAAGAUGAUGUCAUCGGAUGCGUCGCCGACACAACAAUCGCAACAAAUGACAACGACGACGGGACUUUCGAUGCAACAGACAAUUCCGCCACAGCAGCUGGCUUCUCCUUCCACAGCAGCGGGCUACCCAUUGCCGGGACAGUAUUUGCAUAAUUCUACAUCGACGCCGCCAUUGUUUACGAUGAUGAAUCCCGCAACUGGCUACCCCCAAACACCAAUGUCUCAAAUAAUGUCGGAUAAUCUCGCGCCACACAUGACUGUCGAGAUGGCGGCACAAUUGCAAAUGGCUGCGGGUCAAGCACCGAAUGUCAUUCCGAUGCCUGCUGACUUCUCCAUGCCGCCUCCAACGGCAGUUCCGUGGAACAUUCGACCCCAACACAACUAUCAGCCGUUUCAAUCAAUGUCCUUAGAGGGCUCAUUCCAUCAAUCUACGUCAUCGCCAAUGCUAAGUCAGCCAUCGUCGCCUGCCCAUUCACGCACUACUAGUCCAAAUCGCUCCGUGCGAACCGAUAAUCGUGGCGGCAGUAACACGGGCGGCGACGACAGUUCGUCAACACGUUCAUCGCAAACGGGUCGCUCUGACACAAGUGAUAGAAUACAAGGGAAUAGUCGACAACAGCAACAGCAACGCGGUAGUCUGCGGAACAGUAGGAGACCGUCAAUUGAUUCGACGCCACCGCCGCAGCAGCAGCAACAACAACAGCAGCAGCAGCAACAAUCACAGAUAGUUACAAUUGUCGGGAAUGAAGUGAUGAUUCCACAAAACUUAAAAGCGGAUUUUAAUGAGGUGAUUGGAGACGUUGCCCUGAAUCAAUUGCAGCAAAUUCGGAAUGGCUACAGUCGACAGAUGAUCCAUUCAAUCGCUCGGCAGUCGAAUAAGCAGUCCUACAUUCACAAUCAGCAGCAAUCUGCUGGUUUACCGUAUGCCGCAUUUCAGAACAUGCAAAUAAAUGACAUGCAUCAAGUGGGUGUCUUGCCGCCGCAACAGCAUCACAAAUCGGGCGGAAGUGAUUCGGGCUCGGGAUCUGGCGGAGAAAUCAGUCCGCCGGAAACGCCGAGCAACAUGAAUGCGAGUGCGAACGAAAGACGCGACAUGGUUGGAAAUAAUCGAAAUCGAAUGCGUGGCGGAGGAAUGAAUGGAAGACAGCAGCAGCAGCAGCAACAGGGCCAACAACAAAGUCAACAACAAGGCAGUGGGCUGAAAGGAGACUCACAACAACAACAAGGAUCUGUGAUAUAUUCGACGUCGAGCCCGUUAGCGGGUCAAUUUGCGACAACUGGCGACCAACAGCAACAGUUACUGUUGGCAUCGAACAACGCCCCAAGUAGUCUUAUAAGUAGCAAUAGUCAAAAUAACUUACAACAAUUGGCGGGCACGACGGCAUUCGUGAAUGCAGCGAGUACGGCAAACACGUUUCCGUACCAACUAGCGACAAAUCGCCAGAUUCCCGCGCAAGUAUUGUACAUUCAACAGCCGAUCCAGCCCAUUUAUAUUCCUACGCAGCCCCAGCAACAGUCGCAGCAGGCAACGCAAACGCAAAAUAUGCGAUCGUCGCCCUCGUUGCAAAUUCCGCCGCCCACAAUGGCAUCCGUGUCGCCGCAAAUUCAGACGACAAGUGCCGCGCUAACCAACUCCUCGGCAUACCCGACGAACAAAAUGAACCAAUCGUGCUUCAAUUGCGGCAGCACGACACACAAUGGGCGCGAAUGCCAGGAGGCGAGUAUGGAAGACGUUACUCGCACCUCAAUCUACAAGCUAGAUUACAACAGCAGCAGCGGCAAUUCCGGCACGGCGACAAUGACAACGAGUCAGUCGUCGUCGACGGGCACUUUGGCGCCCAUUGUUGCAGCAACUACUCAAUCAGAGACGAAUGCCUCAUCCACACAACAAGCCGGCACAAUUGUUCCCAAAAUUAAGCCACACUUCAAUCCGGAGAUUGUUCCGCAACCCGCUAUUGACCAAGAUGAAAUUAUCGAUCUAAUAUCCGACAGCAGUAGUAACGGAAGCAGAAAGUGAUCGUUCUAUAAGUUAUAAAAAAACAAAAAUAAUCAAUAGUAGUUAAAAAUAUAAAAAAAUAGCAAUUAAAAAUAUGAUACACGUGUUACUACAAACAAAAUAAAAUACACAGGACGAAAAUGACCGGAGAACAUAACUUACCGCGCUGUGAUGGAGAUUAGUCAGCAAAAGCAACGCUCGCCCACACAAUGACGAGGUACUAAAGUGACAUUUUCUUAAAAAAAAAUUCGCAAAGCGACAUUUUAUGUCUCCUCAAUUUUUUAUUAAAAAAAAAACAUUUAGUACUGACUAGUAAAUUGUCACAAAAAACGUCGUAGAACAAAAAAUACCACAAUCCUUACUACUAUUUUACGUUAGUUUUAUAAAUAAUUUAAAAAAAUCAAGAAAAACAGCAAAAAAUUAUCAGUGACAUGAUGAUUCGAUUGAGGAAAAGUCGUUGUGCCAUUAUUUAAAAUUUACAGCUAUAUUUCGUAGAAGCCCGUUUCCGUUUUUUUUACAUCAAAUUACAAAAAAAAGUACUGUGUAAACAAAAAAAAAGUUGAGGAUAAAUAAAACCUUAUUUUUUAAAUUAAAUUAAUCUUAAAAAAAAAUAUUUAUGUACAAUAAAAUGUAAGACAUUUAAAAAAAAUCAUAAAAAAACACAUGAGAGAUAUCAUUAGGUUAAAAAUUGAUGCAAAUUACCGUAAAAAAAUAUUUUAUAUUAGAUACGUACCUAAUCAAUCAAAAAAACAACAAAAAAAAGUAAAUUUAAUCGCUACUCUAUUAAUUAUAUUAAUAUAAUAAAAAUUUAACUUUUAAUGAAAUGGCACUUAAUUUUUUAUUAUUUUUUUUCCUCAUCAUAUUAUAGUUUUUUAAAAAAUUAGUGACAGGGCUACAGCCCAAAAACUCCUAUCUUCGUCCUACUUACUCGACUGUUAAUUAAAUAAAUAAUAAAAAGAAAUAAAAAAUGAAUCCUUAAAGAAUAACUUUUACUAUUAUUAUUUUUUUAAUUUAAUUUUUUUUUGUAUAUUAUUUAAUAAAAUAAAUAAGAUGAUAUUGUAAUAGAGCUAAACUAAACAAAAAAAUAAAUAAAAAAAUGUGCAGAGAGUUACGAAAAUGCAGGUUUUCCGGUUUUAUUUUUAUUAUCAUUAUUAUUAUACCUUAUUAUUAUUAUUAUAUGUUGUCAUUAAUAUUGUA